UACUUAAUCUAAAAAAAAAAAAAUUAUACUCCAACCAUUUAUCUAUAACAUAGUAUUUCUCUUCUGACAUUAAUCUGAAUUAGACGUGCUACUUACCCUUUCAUUAAUCCGUUGACAAAAUCACCCUCUCUAAUUAAACUCCCCAAAACCCAAUUAAUUGUUUAACUUAUUAAACCAAGUAAAUAACCUAACCAUUAAAUAGAAAUAUAAAAAAUGCACGUACUUAACCCAAAAUCCACCCUUCUUUUUAGCCGAUUCCCUCUCUUUCGUCUCUCUCUCUUCUCCUAAACUUGCACACUUGUUUUUUUAGCCUUCUCCACAUUUUGACUACCUACUCAUCAUUUUCUCGAACUCUUUUUUUUUUCAAUCAACAAAAAUGCAUGCAAAAACAGACUCCGACAUAACAAGCUUACCGGAGUCAUCUCCCACGAGAUCGCCUCCGCGUAGGGGUGGUUCUGGGCACGGGCAAGUGUACUACGUACAAAGUCCAUCAAGGGAUUCAACAUCUCACGAUGGAGAAAAGACUACAAACUCCUUUCACUCCACCCCAGUCAUAAGCCCAAUGGGCUCACCACCUCAUUCUCAUUCCAACUCAUCUUUGGGCCCACAUUCUCGGGAGUCCUCCUCGACCCGUUACUCCGGGUCCGCUAAGCCCAAGGGCGGUAAAGGUCGUAGUAGUCGUGGAGGCCGACAUAAUCACCACGAUCAACGACACCCGUUCGAUGCGAUUGAAGAAGAGGGGCUUCUUGCCGGAGAAGAUGAGGAUGGAGAAAGAAGUAUACCUAGACGUUGUUGGUAUUUUAUAUGGUUCGUUGUUGCGUUUUUUUUGCUAAUGUCUUUCUUUUCAUUGGUUUUGUGGGGUGCUAGUCGCAAUCAAAAGCCCGUUAUUACAAUGAAGAGUAUAAAGUUCGAGCAAUUUGACAUACAAGCAGGACAAGAUAAUACAGGAGUACCAACAGGAAUGGCAACUGUAAAUGUAACGGUGAAAAUGAGGUACAGAAAUAAAGGCACAUUUUUUGGAGUACAUGUAACCUCGACUCCUCUUGAUCUUUCCUUUGAGGAACUCAAUUUAGCAACUGGAACGAUGGAAUAUUUCUAUCAGAGGAGGACGAGUCAAAGACAGAUAACAGUGCAAUUGAAGGGAGACAGUGUGCCUCUAUAUGGGGGAGGGCACAGCAUAAGCAACAACAAUAAAGGAGUAGUAAUUUCGCCAGUUCCAUUAACCCUAAACUUUAGGGUCAGAUCAAGAGCAUACGUCUUAGGGAAAUUGGUAAAGCCAAAGUUUUACAAGGCAAUUAAAUGUAUUGUGGUUAUGAAUCCAAAGAAGAUGAACGUGGCCAUGUCUCUCAAAAAUAACUGCACUUACACAUAGAUUUAGAUUAGAUACGUCGGUCCAAACCCUUAAUUUAUUUGGUCUGACUUCAUGUAUCACAUUACAAUAAACAGUACAGUAGUUAUAAUACUUGUAGUAUGAUUUUUGUUUAAUUAAUUAUCAAGCAAGUUGUUUUGUGCUGUGUUGUA
Messenger RNA from Chenopodium quinoa (quinoa), 1521 nucleotides. RefSeq lists its product as uncharacterized. The record is from RefSeq and is a predicted model, not a curated record. The transcript has 3 exons. NCBI's taxonomy places the organism in Eukaryota, Viridiplantae, Streptophyta, Magnoliopsida, Caryophyllales, Amaranthaceae. The coding region runs from base 377 to 1372 and encodes 331 amino acids.